AUGGCGUCCUCUCUCGCCGCCCAGUUGGCACAGGUUGCCGCCAAGUCGACGAAUCCUCUCGACCUCAAGGCGCAACGGAUUGCGCAUUCGAAAUCUCUGAUCUUCGAGUACAAAGUCGCCAAAUCGCAAGACUUUGACACUUUAUACCAAAUAUGCAAUGAUGCUUUCCAAGAGCUAUGUCGACUCGACGCACGAUUCACAGAGUUCGAACGAACAAUAUUCAGCGUUCACAGUAAGACCGAAGACCGUAUGGAAAUGACUGCGGCACAAAAUAAAGAACUCGAUGUUGCAUUGGAAGCAUUUAUGUGCCUAGUAGGAGGGAAAUUGCAAUUAACUCCAGCAGUCAAAGCAUUAGAGUGGCUGAUAAGGCGAUUUCGCGUCCACGAGUUCAACACUGCUCCUCUUAUUCUUACCUUCCUUCCAUACCACUCGUUACCGAUCUUCCUGAACCUUUUGGACAUAUUACCGGAUGAUUUGACGCCUACCUUCAAUUUUCUCCAACCCUACAAGACAGAGCGGGUCAAUCCUCCUAUGGCAGCCAUAGUUCGCACUGCAGCAAAAACUCCUUCUUUCUCAUCAGCUCUCAACAAUUACACUCUUCAAGUCUCGAAACAAGGGGCACAUUACCAUGGAUUAUUGGCGUUUUGGUCCGGAGUGAUGACACAGGCAUGCUCGGAGAUGCUCGUGGCCGGACGCGCUGGGCGUCGAGACGUCGAAAAGAAGAAUCACGAGGAUAUAUUUAUCCGACUUUUGCCUGUCCUGAACGAUGGUUUGGCAAUGAAGAAAAUAUCCGAGUUGGUUAUCGGCUGCUACAUGAUCAUUGUCGUCUUUGUCACGAAAGCGGCUCUUACAGAAGAAGUCCUUGAUACUUUGAUGACCGCGGUGGCCGGUUCCUGGACUCAAGAGACUGUGAACUCGGCAGUAGUUACCCUGGCAGUUCUUGCCGAGCAGAAAACCAGCCCGACACUACCCAAGAAACACAGAGCCUCUCGACUCUCUCUUGGCCUGAUUAGCGGCUGUCUUGAGCGCUUGCAGAAAGACAGUUCUCAAAAAAGUCUUAAAUUGGUAUCACAGAUCUUUCAACAAGGACUUUUGGACGAAGCCGCUAGCAAGCAGGCUCUGAAGACGAUAUUCCAAUCUACCAUGGAUGCUCAAAAAAGCGAUAAUUUAUCUUUGGAUGUGCAAACUCAAAUUUCCGAAAUUGUGCAGACACUCAACGCUUCUGAGACUUAUCGACCAAUCCUACAAGCAAUGACUACCGAGAUAGACAUGGACAUGGACACUCUAGAGCACAGUCUACAGACUACCAUCAGAACUCAACCUGCUCUUCCGACCAGCGAAGACGUCGUCAUGAUAGACCUAGAACAAGAGGAAGAAGUGGAUUCUUUCACUCCGUUAAUAGCUUCUCUAGCGAAGGAGCCUCUUGCAAGCACAUCGUUUCUUUCUGGAGAACCUUCAUCUCUUUUCGAGCAGAUUAUUCAAGCUUUUACGAUUGCUGGCCAGUCUUCGGACAAGCUGAAACAAAUCUCUGACCUGCCAUUGAUUGGAAAAUCUCAAUUCUUACAGAAGCCCCAAUAUCUGUCCUUCCUUGCACGGGUCUUCUCUGGACCGUACGCGAUUCGCACCAAAGUUGCUGCUAUAGAAAUGAUGUCUUCCGCUCUCAAUGCAGAACAGCCAACAGCAGAUUUGCAAGCCUUGCUGCCAUACAUAAUCGCUGCUUUCGCCGACCCAUCACAGGCCAUCAGGGCUGAGGCUGCAAAGCUUUUCAGCAAACUCAUUUGGACUCAACGCAAGGCAAAGAAAGAAAGCGAUACUCUCUCCCCAUGGGCCAAAGAGAGCCUCUAUGACCAACGGAAGGAUGUUCAGCCGGUCUGGCUGUCAACUUCCGACACACAAAAGGUCAUUGAGCGGAUAUUACUUGACGGUUUGGAGGGCUUUGUCCACGAUUCCCGUCAUGUCAUCUCAAAAAUUCAAAAUGCGCUCAAGGGUUCUAGCUCCGAUUCCGAAAAAGACACUGGUACCGAAUUGAAGAAAAGCUUGCGACAAAAUCUUUUGCAAUUCCUAUGCUAUCAUAUCGUUGCGACUCCACUUUUCCAAGUCAAGCUAAACCUCCUCAAAAUUGUCAAUGGUGUGGGCAGGGUUGGCUCUGUGACACGAACAAAGCUGCUGGCACCCUUUAUUGAUUCAUGGAGAAUUCUUUCUCAAGCGCAAGCUGCUCAGAUUUGCGACAGAGAACACAUCUCUUUAUCGGAGUUGGAGCAAGAAGUUGCUGCCAUUAUCAGUCCAAAGGAUUCAGAUGCCGAAAAGGUCUUAUUCACCAACCUCGAGAAUUCAAUCGUACGGCCCACAUUCGUUUCUGCUGUGUUCACCCGCGUAGAACAGAUUUGGAACAAGCUCGGAGAAGACAGACAAAAUGCAACUGCACGUCAAAUAUUUGAGUUCUCAUUUACGGGCCCUGAAGUAGUACAGAGCUACGCAAAGGAAACACUGCGAAAUGUGUCUCUCAGUGGACCAGUACUCGUUGGUUUCCUCAACAAGAUACCCGAGUCCGUUGCCACUUUGGAAAGCCACAGUCCCUCUCCGAAGAGGCGGCGCACAAAUAACAACAAUGCCGUUGCUACAUUAUCCGACUCGCCUGAGUUGGAUGAAGUCAUGGGCAAGGUGACAUUCGUCCUCGAACUUGUGGAUAACUCCGCUCCCGAGGAUCAUCCAGUACUUGCUGCAGGCCUCUUCAAAUCUCUAGCAGCUCUUCAUCAUCUAAAAACCAGAAUCCAGUCUAGUCUCGGCUAUCUACUCAGUCUAGUGCUCGGCAGCUUAUUGGCCAUUGUUAACAAAGCCAAGAAAUCGUCCAAGCCAUCUUUUGACCCUGCUGCUAUCCGUACUGACCUAGUCGUUGAUUGCGUUAGAAGCUCCGAAAGCCCUCAAGUACAGAAUACCGCCCUGCUCUUGGUCUCUGGUCUUGCAGUUAUUGCUCCUGAGCAGGUGCUUCAUAGUGUCAUGCCAAUUUUCACAUUUAUGGGAUCCAGUGUGCUGAAGAAAGAUGAUGACUACUCGGUUAUGGUCAUUGAUCAGACCAUCGACCAAGUCGUCCCCGUUCUUGUCCAGUCAUUACGCAACCAAAAGCGCGAUGUUGUUGCUGGAACUUCCGAACUUCUUCUCAGCUUUACAGCCGCCUUCGAACACAUCCCAUCUCAUCGACGACAGCGUCUGUUCCAGGCGUUGGUUACCAAGCUUGGCGCAAAAGACUUUUUGUUCGCAGUAUUGGCCAUGCUUGCAAACCUUCAUGGUCUAGACAAGAAUGUUUCUGUCUUGAUGACUUAUCUAGCUUCCAAUCUUGAACCUCAAGACCAGCUCAUCACUUUCCAGAGGUAUCUAAGCCUUGUUAGCGAUGCUUUGAAACCAAAGCCCGGUAUUUCUCAGAUAUUAUUGGGAGUUGGAAACGAGGGUGCAAGGGACAGGCACGUGGUUGCGGAGGGUCUCCUGCGAUCUCUUUCAUACUGCCUGAAACAUUCUAGCCUGAAAGCGCAGAUGGCUAUAAUAUUCAAUUCUGAUGCGGAGGAUACUGUCACUCAAGUCGCUGGUCUUUUCUCUCAGAUUCUUGAGCAGGUUUUGGUCAUGUCCGAUGCUGUUCAAGAUGUUAAGCCUUUGGGCAACGCGUGCAGCGAAACUCUUGGAUCAGUCUUGGGAGUCUUGUCUCUGGUUGAUCUUCUCGAUACUGUCGAACAGCUUCUGCAAAGACCUAGCGUAGAUCUCCGUCGUAAAGUUCUCCGAUUACUGGAAACUCGACUCCGUCAACAGCCAGAACGCGAUGGCUCAGCUCAGAACAGGGUUCUAGAAUUCAUCUCCUUCCUCAACCAGGUCGUUGAAACAUCGGAUGACAUCCUUCUCAAACAUGCCGCUAUCGCCUGCAUCGACCGAAUUGCCGAGAAGUACGGCCGCAAGAACCCAGACAUGAUACUACCAGCGGCUAUGGUUAUUAGCAGCGAUUCAUGCCUUGGCCAAGAAGAUGACAGAGUUCGCAUCAUGGGCUUGUUGUGCCUUGCAUCAAUGGCAGAAGUUCUUGGGGAAGGUAUUAUUCCUGCUCUUCCAGAAAUACUCAAAAAAUCCGUUGCGUUUUUGGAAAGCAGCAUGGAAGGAACCAUCAACGAGCAACUUCACAAUGCCGUCUACUCCUUGUUGUCUGCUCUGCUCGUACAAGUUCCGUUCAUGCUCUCUGGCAAGACACUAGACACGAUCCUUCGACUAUCCUUCAAAUCUGCCGAGCUUGAAUUAUCUGAAGAAGGUAAUGAGACUCGUCGUGAUGCCUUGAAACUCAUUGCAAAGAAGUUCGAUGUCAAAGAAUCAUAUAGUGCUGUCGAGAGAAACUGGACCAUUGCAGUCUCAUCCGGACCGAUUGCUACUAAGGAAAUUCUUGACGUUGUCAUCCUUGCUAUUGAUAAGCAUCCCAAAUCUGCUACAUCCAAGAAUGUCGGUUUUCUCUCGAAGUUAUUAUACCGUGCUUUCGACCUACGUCGGGAACAGCAGUCCGAAGAGACAAGUGCUCAAUUCGAGGAAACCCAACUUCAAGCAAUCGAGGACCUCGUCAACAAUGUUGCUAUCAAGAUGAUCUUCAAGUUGAACGAUACCAUUUUCCGACCUCUCUUUAUCGAGAUUGUGGAGUGGGCCACGAACGGCGUUUCCAAGAGCGAUGCCAAGGGCCGAAUUCUUCGAUUGACUUCCUUCUAUAAAUUCUUGCAAAAGUUCUUUGGCACUCUCAAGUCGAUUGUCACUAGCUAUUCCAGCUAUAUUAUCGAGAAUGUCAUUGAGGUUUUGAAAUUUGCCAGGCCCAAUGUCAAGGAGUCGAAGGAUCUGUGGUUAUCUGCUGUUCGGACGCUUAACGCCGCAUUUGAGCAUGACCAAGAUGCAUUCUGGCAAUCUCCAUCCCACUUCAGCGGAAUAUCCAAAGCCCUCAUCUCUCAACUCCCGCGAGCCACCAACUCAAGCACCGCAACAAUCAUCAUCGACGAGGUGGUCCCAGCCCUUUCCGAACUUGCAGUCGCCACCGACUCGCCCGACAACUACAAGGAAAUGAACACCACGCUCAUGAAAUACCUCCGCCCCUCAACCAGCACAGCCACAGAAGGCGGCGAUAGCGCACAUACCCGCCUCGCCGCACUUAAAGCCGAGCAGGCUUUGACCGACCGCUUGGGCGAAGAGUGGCUCACCUUGUUGCCGGAGAUGUUGCCGUAUAUUAGCGAGUUGAUGGAGGAUGAGGAUGAGAUGGUCGAAAGAGAGACGAGGAAGUGGGUCAAGGGUAUUGAGGAUAUACUUGGAGAAAAGCUUGAUGAUAUGUUGACCUAG
Molecule: messenger RNA, 5340 nt
Organism: Talaromyces amestolkiae
Lineage: Eukaryota; Fungi; Ascomycota; Eurotiomycetes; Eurotiales; Trichocomaceae
Exons: 4
Coding region: 1-5340 (1779 amino acids)
Biological process (GO): maturation of SSU-rRNA from tricistronic rRNA transcript (SSU-rRNA, 5.8S rRNA, LSU-rRNA); positive regulation of transcription by RNA polymerase I
Cellular component (GO): 90S preribosome; small-subunit processome; t-UTP complex
Molecular function (GO): snoRNA binding
Source: RefSeq, a predicted model, not a curated record